AGGAAUAAAUAAUACCGUAGUCCCUUAAGUACAGAAGACUGGAGCAACCUGCAUUAUAAAGCAAGCAUCUAAAUUGAAAAAAGGAGCUUCAGCAGGCAGAGGAAUGCACCAGGGGAGGAAGAAGGCAACAAAGGAUGGGCAAAGGAGAGAGAGAGAGAGACAGAGAAAACAGAACAUCCAGCAGCUCAUCGGGGUUUUAUUGAUUGCCAGCUUUUAAAUUCUACCCAGUCAUUUUUUUCUCUCUGAUGUAAUGCCCAGUAGUUUUGCUCAUGAGGCAAAGCAGUUCUUAACCACAUCCCUUCUGCAGAGAAGCAGAACAGAGUAGCCUGAUUUGCAAGGGAAGCUUUGAGCCAAAAGAAUAUUGUGAGCGAUCAUCUGGGUAGUGCAGGAAGGAAAGGAAAAGGACUGAGAGGGCAAAAAAAGGAGAAAAGGCAGGGAACUCAAAGCUAAUGCAGGCAGCUGAAAAGAGAGAGAUGAAGAAGUGAAAAAGGAAAGGAACACUGCACUUGCAGAGCUGCAAAGAGAGAGAAAGAAAGGCAGGAGGAGAAGAGACCUGCAUGAUGAGUCACCCAAAUAAUGAGAAGACCGAAGACACUCCACCUCCAUACUCCGAAUAUCAGCUUUAUGAAGAACCUGAUCUACUGAAACCUCCUUCGGGGCCAGCCCCACCACCUAUGGGUUAUGGGGCAGUGCCUCCUCUGCCGAGUCAGUGUCCACCUUAUUACAGUUCACCAGGGGUGGUAGGACCCAGCGAGGGAGUGCUCUUUCAUCCGCCGCAGGCCGUCUUCAUCACACCGGUCCAGCCUACCUAUGUACCUGAUUACCUGGCCUACUCCAUCUUUACCAUGCUUUGUUGCUGUGUUCCUUUGGGCAUUGUUGCCUUUGUUUAUUCUAUGCUGACACGUGCUGCCGUCGGUGCUGGGGACACCACAGUUGCACGAACAAACUCCAGGCGAGCACUGUUUUAUGCCAACUUAGCCGUGUUGUUUGGGGUCAUGGCUUUGAUUGUGUACCUCCUCUUGAAAAUGACUGUUGCUAAAAGGGUAGACUGAGGAUGUGCCCUUUAACAUUCAUAGCCAGAAGAUCCUGCUCCUCCAAGGUACAAGUCUGAAGAAUGCUGGUUUGACAUCCUGCUCCUGGAAUUGUUCAGCAAAGGGGCAUGCAGCAGGCUGUUCCAACAUGUUAAACGCAUCAGGAGGCAAAAGGACCAGAAACGGGACAUGUAUGCUGCCAAGCCUUGCGUUUGAUAUCAUAUAGGACUAUCUUUAAAAACUGGUGACAAGUGAUAAACGUCAAAUACGUAUAUAUCUCAGACUAAAAUAAUACAGCAGGUGCAGGCAACCCAACUGGUGUCAAAGAGCAAGUAGGAACACUGGUAUAUUUGAUGAGUGAACAGCACAGUUAUUAAUUGGCUUGGCAUUGUCAAUGGAACUAUAUUAUUACCCUUCUGUAAAGAUGACAAAGCUUGAGAAAGUAUUUUUUUGGACUGCAACAUGCAUUCUUUCAUUUUUGGGGACUUAUUUUCACAAAAUAAUUACAAUCACAGACUAUGAAAUGAUGCUAUAUGGUUAGAUCAGCCCAUGCUAGGUGCAUCUUUCCUCUCUGCCCACUCUCUUCUCUUUGCUCUGACCACCGAUCCUUCCUGGUCCUUCAACCAGCCAUCUCUUUUCUGACCUAAGUUUCCAGACUUCCUUUUGUUUGCCCACCUUCUCAGAAACAUGUGAAAACAGGGACUCUUUUCUUCUUAGCCUGUACCAUGAUUACUGCACCUCCAGUAUACUUUUCUACAUAUUAUAGGUAGAAUUCUGUUGGUGAUAUAUAUGGAUUAAGCAUACAUCUGUCCAUUUGUUGAAAGUGGCAAGCCUGGUACUUAAUGGCUCCUGACUCAACAUUCAACAACGACAACCAGGCAGCAUCCAUGUUUAGGAGAACACCAAUAUGGCCAUUGCACUGCUUGGGAGUUGGAGAUUUAUUUAUUUAUAGUAUUUAUAUACCGCUUUUCUCGCCCCUGUGGGGACUCAAACCAGUUUACAAAAAAUAAUGGCAAAAUUCAAUGCCUUACAUAUAUAAACCAAACCAUAAAUCAAACAGCAUAUGACUAAGCAUAAAAUGCAAUAGGACAAGUUCACCAUAAGAUAAUAGGACAUUAAAACAUUAAGUAUAAAAAUUAAAAACAUUAAAAUCACAUGAUCCAAAUUCAGACCAGAUGUUGAUUACACAUCUGUAUUGCACAGAUAAUUAUGUAAAUUAAGUUAAGUCAUGUCUGACUAUGGAGGUUGGUGCUCAUCUCCAUUUCUAAGCUAAAGAGCCGGCAUUGUCUGUAGACACCUCCAAGGUCAUGUGGCCAGCAUGACUGCAUGCAGUGUUGUUACCUUCCUGCUGGAGCAGUAUCUAUUGAUCUACUCACAUUAGCAUGUUUUUGAACAGCUAGGUUGGCAGAAGCUGUGGCCAACAGCAGGAGCUCACACCACUACCCGGAUUCACACCACUACCCGGAUUCAAACCUGCGACUUUUCAGAAAACCUGCGACUUUUCAGACUUUUCAGCAGCUCAGUGGUUUAACCCACUGCAUCAAUUAUACUGGGCCAAAUGCUUGCUCCCAAAGCCAAGUUUUCUCUUGUUUGCAAAAUGACAGGAGGAAAGGGACUGAUCAAAUCCCACUAGGAAGUUCCACAGUCAAGGAGCCACCACUGAGAAGGCCCUGUCUCUCAUCCCCACAAGCCAUGCCUGCGAAUGUUAUAAUCUUAUCUCUCCUCACCACCUUGUCUGUUUCUCCUUUCUUCACCCCUGAAGAAGAUCCUGAAAACAUCAUUGUGAUAUGUUAGAUUCCCAGCAUGUUAUAGUUGUAAGCUCCAUGAAAUUUAGCUGGCCUGCACAGAUAGCAUUGCCAUUUUUGUUGCUAGUCUUAUCAUCUAGGCCUAUCAUCAUUAUCAUCAUCAUCAUCUCUGAGCAACUCAUUAAAAGCAGAGAUUUAUUAAUUCGGUUUUUGUGUGUGUUAAAAUCAGUGCUUUGAUAUGUAAUAAAAUAAAGUUUGACUAUUUUUUCUGUUUAAAACAGAACUUAGAAAACUUUCCUUGUUUAGAUAAAUUUCCAUGUGCUGUUAAAAAUAGUGGUUUGGGAAAGUGUUAAGAAUAGAGCUGGGAAAAUCUGCUCAAAACGGACAAUGUCCUUUUGGGCUAAUGGCCCAAUCUAU
Messenger RNA from Anolis sagrei ordinatus, 3193 nucleotides. Its product is annotated as proline rich transmembrane protein 1B-like. The record is from RefSeq and is a predicted model, not a curated record. Gene Ontology annotation, cellular component: membrane. Lineage: Eukaryota; Metazoa; Chordata; Lepidosauria; Squamata; Anolidae.